AUGGGCGGAAUCGAACCCGAUUGGAGCAGAAUUUCUGAAGACAUCCUCUUCUCCAUCGUUAAACUUCUCCCAGCACGAAUUGAUAUCCUUCGUUUGCGCGCCGUUUGCAGCUCAUUUCGCGCCACAAUUCCUCCUCCUCCAAUACAAUACCCAUUCCCACAGUCCAUUCUCACCACCACCGACUUCCUCAAAGGCCCAAACCCUAAUAUAAAUGACGUCUUUAACCUCACGGCGUCCACUGUUUACUACAUUGAACCCCUCAACAGAAUCUCCAAUACCCAGGACGAAGACACUCCUCAAACGUGGCUGGUCGAAAUCCACGAGUCAAACACUGGUAGAUUCAACAUCAUUGACGCAAUAAGUGUUAAAGAUUGUAAAAAAUUAUCCGAGAAGUUACCAAAGUCUUUAAAUUUAUUGGAUUAUCGGGUCACAGAAAUAGGUAAAUUUUAUGAACUUGACUCAACUGUUGGAUUUAGUUUUUCAAAAGUGGUUUUUUCUUCUUUUUUCGAUGAGCAUGAUGAUGAGUUUGCUGUUAUGGCGAGUUACGAUGGUCAAAGUAAACUGGGAAUGUGGAGAAAUAUGGACCAGAAAUGGAGUCAUAUAGAUAUAGGACUUCUGUUUUAUGAAUCUUUUGAGGAUAUUAUUUAUUAUAAUGACAAGUUUUAUGCUGUGUCACCCAAGGGUUGUUCUGUAACUGUGGAUCCUAAAUCUCUGAUUGUUACUCAAGUUGCGGCAGACCUAUGGUUCAAUGGGAGAUUUUCGGUGCUAUAUUUGGUAGGGUCAUUUAAUGAUUUGUUUUUGGUAGUUCGAUACCAGGAGGACAAUGAUGAUGAAGAUAAGUAUUAUAUUGGAGUUUUUAAGCUUAAUGAGAAGAAGAGGAAGUGGGUUAGGGUGGUGGAUGGAUCAGACUUGGUAGAUAGAGUAUUGUUUGUGGGAGGGAAAUUAGUUGUACAUUUUCUGUUUCGGUGA
Messenger RNA from Pistacia vera, 969 nucleotides. Its product is annotated as F-box/kelch-repeat protein At1g64840-like. The transcript has a single exon. The coding region runs from base 1 to 969 and encodes 322 amino acids. Lineage: Eukaryota; Viridiplantae; Streptophyta; Magnoliopsida; Sapindales; Anacardiaceae. The record is from RefSeq and is a predicted model, not a curated record.